UCCUUGAGCACUUCUCUGCCAAGCCUGAUUGGUGGAGCCACACAAGGGCGUUCCAACACCUGGCCCGUAGCUUGCUUGCCCUCGCCUCCCAGUUGAGAAGAAUCCACUGGGCCAUCCCCGCUGACUUCCACCUUUGUUUUGCCUGGCUCGCUUUGACCUGCUCCACCACGCCGCGCUCCCCCCUUGCAGCUCAGUCUUCUUUCUCCUCCCCUCAUGGUGAUCUUCUUUCCUGAUUGUGGCCAACAUAACUACUAGAGAGCUACUUGCCGAGGCCCCUGACUCAAGUUAAAAAAGACAGCAACAUUGCAGCCGAGCCCUCACGAUGGUGAAGAAGACGAUCGUGGUGGCCCUGGCGCUGCUGCUAGUGGCAGCGGCGGCCACGUUUGUGGGCGUCUUCUUCGGCGUGGGGGCAAGGAAGCGCCCAAGUGAGCAAGUGUACUUGAGAGCAGCUGUGGCGGCGGACGCUGGGCCAUGUUCUGUGAUCGGCAGUGACACGCUGAAGAAAGGAGGCUCCGCCGUCGAUGCUGCUAUAGCCGCCUUGCUGUGUGUGGGACUGAUGAACGCUCACAGUAUGGGCAUCGGGGGAGGGCUUUUCAUCACCAUCUACAAUGCGUCAACUGGGAGAGUGGAGACCAUCGACGCCAGGGAGACGGCGCCUCGUAAUGCGACAAAGAACAUGUUUGGCAACAGCACUGAUUUGUCUCAGAGAGGUGGUUUGUCUGUGGCCGUACCGGGGGAGAUCCGGGGUUACGAGCUGGCCCACAAGCGACACGGCAAACUGCCUUGGAAGGAUUUGUUCCAGCCCAGCAUAGAUCUGGCAGAAAAUGGCUUUCCUUUAGGCAGGGCUCUUGCCUCUGCUUUGUCGAAACAUAACAACACCAUCAUCAAAGACUCAGCCUUGUGUGAGGUCUUCUGCAGGAAUGGCAGCGACAUCCUGAAAGAAAAUGACACCAUUAGGUUCCCAAAGCUUGCAAACACCUACAGGAAGAUAGCGCAGGAGGGGCCUGAGGCGUUCUACCACGGAGAACUAGCGGAGAACCUGGUGGCGGAUAUUCAAGCUGCAGGCGGCAUCAUCACAAUGGAGGAUCUGAGGGAUUAUGUGCCCGUCUUGGAUGAGAAGCCUUUGAGCGUGAAUGUGGGGGAGUACACCAUGGCUGUUCCCAAUGCCCCCGCUAGCGGCCCUGUGCUCUCGCUGAUAUUAAACAUCUUGAAUGGGUAUCACUUGACGUCGGACAGCGUGGCCAGCACUGAGAAAAAGAUCCUAACAUACCACCGCGUCAUGGAGGCUUUUCGCUUCGCCUACGCAAAGAGGACCUUGCUGGGAGACCCUGCGUUCCUCAACAUCACCGAUCUCAUCGAGAACAUCACCUCGCAGGCCUACGCCGAUGACAUCCGAGCAAAAAUCACAGAUGAAACAACUCACCACAUGAAUUACUACGAGCCAGAAUUCUACCUUCCUGACAACCAUGGGACCUCGCACCUGUCCGUGGUAGCUGAGGACGGCAGCGCCGUGGCGGCCACCAGCACCAUCAACCAAUUUUUGGGCUCCAAAGUCAUGUCGAGAUCAACGGGGAUACUCCUCAACAACGAAAUGGACGACUUCAGCUCUCCGCACAUCACGAAUGGCUUUGGAGUGCCUCCUUCACCCAGCAACUUCAUCAGGCCAGGGAAAAGGCCCAUGUCCUCCAUGUGUCCAACCAUCCUCUUUGACAAAAAUCACCAAGUUAAGAUGGUGGUGGGAGGAUCCGGUGGCACAAAGAUCACCACCUCCAUCGCUCAGGUGAUUCUGAAGGCGCUCUUCUUUGACUACGAUUUGAAGAAAGCCGUGUCCGACCCGAGGCUGCACAACCAGCUGAGUCCCAACUACACUGUCGCAGAGCACGACUUCGACAAAAACAUCAUGGCCGGCUUGACGAAGAAGAACCACGAGACGUCAUACCUCAAGUCGACCGGAGCCGUGGUGCAGGCGGUGGUUCGUUACGACGACGGUCUCCAGGCUGAGUCGGACCCUCGCAAGUGGUCGUACGCCGCGGGCUACUGAGGUCACCACCGCUACUCUCGAGCAGUAGAUCGGAGAUUCACACUAGAGACUCAACACUCAUUUGUUCUGUCAAUAAUUUCAUUUGCAGAAUUAUGUUUCUAACAAACGUCGAACAAACGAACCCUCAGGACCAAAACAAAAAGUUGCUACUCUUACCUGCUGUAUCUUGAUUAUAAUCAGACUAUGAAUGUUCAAAGCACAGCCGCCCUGUAAGCUUUUGUCCAAUCAUAAAAGUGUACACUCGCUAUUUAUGAAGCCCUUUUUGUAAAUCAUUACCACUGUCAAACGUCAUUGCUGUCCAUUAAAACGUGACCUUGUCAUGUCCAGUGAACACAGCUGCUCUUUGC
This is a messenger RNA of Dunckerocampus dactyliophorus (ringed pipefish), 2388 nucleotides long. RefSeq names its product gamma-glutamyltransferase 1b (gene ggt1b). NCBI's taxonomy places the organism in Eukaryota, Metazoa, Chordata, Actinopteri, Syngnathiformes, Syngnathidae. The transcript is spliced from 14 exons. The record is from RefSeq and is a predicted model, not a curated record. Gene Ontology annotation, cellular component: plasma membrane. Gene Ontology annotation, molecular function: glutathione gamma-glutamate hydrolase. Bases 323 to 2041 code for a protein of 572 amino acids. Gene Ontology annotation, biological process: regulation of inflammatory response; peptide modification; regulation of immune system process.